Dermatophagoides pteronyssinus (European house dust mite) is the source of this 1419-nucleotide messenger RNA. RefSeq lists its product as uncharacterized. Lineage: Eukaryota; Metazoa; Arthropoda; Arachnida; Sarcoptiformes; Pyroglyphidae. The record is from RefSeq and is a predicted model, not a curated record.
ACUCCAUCAUCAUCAUCAUCAUCUUAACCCUUUUAUUUUCAUUCGUCGUCUUCUAAAUCAUUAUCAACAAAAUAAAAUUCAAUCAUGUUUCGUUCGAUAAUAUUUACAUUACUAUUGGCAAUGAUGAUGUUCAUCAUUGUUGAUGCUAACAUUCCAAAUCAUUAUCAUCAUCAACAACAUAAUACAUCGAUAAAACUGGCUUCAUCAAUGCAACAACCAUCAACACAAUCGAUUCCGUUACAAGCAUCAGCAUCACAACAAUCGAAUACAAUUAUGAAUAAACAACAACAACAACAACAACAUUCACAUCAACAGCAUCAACAACCAACGUUAUUGACCCUUGAACAGCAACAAGAUUUACUUGAACAACUUGCCCAAUUACAACGACAAACGCAGCAAUUAUUAGCUGCACAACAAUCAUUAGCUGCCGUUGCAGCAGCUGCUGCUGUUAAUAAUAAUGGUGAUGCUAAUAGUCAAACUGGUGGUAAUAUUCCAGCAUCCGGUUCGGCUAAUAUUGGUCAUUUACAUCAUCAUCAACAUCAACAACAACAGCCAAAUCAUGCUCAACAAUUUGGACGACAACAAUCGAUCAAUCAAUCAAAUACACGAUCAUCAUCAUCAUCAUCAUCAUCAUCGAAUGUUGGCCAUAAUAAUAAACCGAUUCAAUUACAAAAUACAAAUGGAUCAGAUGGCAACAAUAACAAUAGUGGUAAUAAUAAUAAUAAUGGUAAUAGUCAAACAACUGCAAUCAAUAAUGGCCUACCACAAUCACCACAAAUCAAUUGGGGUAAAUGUCCCGAAUUAGAACCAAGUGAACAGGAAAAAUUAGCUAAAGCUAAUGUGAUUACGAAAUGUUUGGAAACAACACCAUUACCAACGAAUAUUACUCGUGAAUCGGUUGAACAACAUCGUGAACAGAUUGCCGCUUGUGCAUUACGUUCAGAAGGUUGGUUCACACAACAAGGUGGUUAUGAUUUUAGUAAAGCCGAAAAAGAGAUUAAAAAUAAACGUUUACAAGAAGAUUUAGAAAAUCAGGUAUUAAAUUAUCAUAGCCAAUGUCGUGUUGAAUCGGAAGAUAAAUAUCCAACAUCAACUAAUUCAUCGAUUAUUGCCCAAAUACAAUUAUAUCAAGCAUGUAUGGAUUAUUUUAUAUCUGAUGUAUGUGGUAUUGAAGUGAAUGAUUCUGAUGUGCCACAAUUUUGAAAAUUAUAUUCAAAUCAAACAAAAGAAAAUAUUAAUUAAACUAAUUAAUUCACAAACACACAUAUACAAACACACCUCUAUACAUGAUAUUUUUCGUUUGUAAUUUUCAACAUUUUUACAACAACAACAACAACAAAAAAAAUGAUUCAAUUUUAAAAUUAACAAAUAAUAAUCAAAUAUCAUUUGGGAUUUAUCUUCAAACCUAAUUAUCCAACA